AUGGAGCGCCGGCAGCGCCCCGGCAGCGCGGGCGGCCCGCCCGCCCAGCAGCAGGCUGGCGGGCGCGCAGAGGGCGCAGACGAGCAAGGCACGCUGCAAGGCCUGCUGCGCCGCCUGGGGGCCGGGUAUGAAGACAUCUAUCCGGGGGCCGCCAUGGGCGGCAGCGCGCGCGUCAGGGCCAUCGUGGUGCAGCUCAAGGAUGAGGACGAGGUGGGGCAGCUGGCGGGGCUGACGGAGCUGUGCGAGUUCCUUUCCAUCUCAACUGAGGACACGCUGGCCGCCUUCCCCACGGAGCAAGUCGUGCCCCUGCUGGCGCUGGAGAAGCUGAGCCACGAGCACCCGGCGCGGCUGCUGGAGGCGGGCGCGCUGGUGGCGGUGCUCUCCUAUGUCGACUUCUUCCAGACUGGGGUGCAGCGCGUGGCGGUGGCCACCGCCGCCAACAUGUGCCGCGGCCUGAGCGGCGCGCACGCGGAGGCCGCCACCGCGGCCGCCCCCAUCCUCAUCAACCUGCUGCAGUACCAGGAUGCCAAGAUUGUUGACAGCGCGUGCCUGGCGCUGACGCGCAUCGCCCAGGCCUUCUCCCGCUCGCCGCGCCACCUGGAGGCGCUGUGCGCGCUGGGCCUGGUGGGCAGCAUCGUACAGAUGGUGGGGGUGAGCGAGAGCGGCGGCAUGACCAGCCAGCUGCAGGUGCCCACCUUCUACGGCCUGCUCAAGAUACUGGCCACCAUGGCGGCGGGGUCGCACGUCGUGGCAGAGGCGCUCAUGGAGGCGGGCGUGUCGUCUACGCUGCGCAACCUGCUGGCCACCUCCUCCCUGCUCUCCACCACCGCCGUCUCCCCCGCCAACGUGCUGCGCUCCACCGACCAGCUGGGCGACCUGGUGGCGCUGGCGGCCGCGCUGCUGCCGCCCAUUCCCGAGCCGGCGGCGGCCAUGGCGCGGCAGGACGCGCCGCCGUCCACCUCGGCCGCCGCGGCAGGCGCCAAGCAGGCGGGCGGCGAGGAGUCGGAGGAGGUCUGCCAGCGCACCCGCUUUGUGCACGACCACCCGGCGCUGCUGCAGAAGUUCAGCGCCGACCUGCUGCCGCUCAUGAUCCAGGUCUACUCCUCCUCCGUGACCCCCCAGGUCAAGCGCCAGUGCCUCACCACCAUCGCCAAGAUGCUGCACUUCAACACAGCCCACACGCUGGCCGCGCUGCUGGAGGAGCUGCCCGCCGCGGCGCUGGUGGCGGCGCUGCUGGGCGCGCGAGACUCCACAGUCGCCGCCUACGGCAUGCAGAUGGCGGAGAUACUGAUCGAGAAGCUGCCGGACGUGUACCAUCAGUACUUCCUCAAGGAAGGCGUGGUCCACGCCAUCGACCAGCUGGCAGCCACCCCGCCCGCGGCGGCGGCGGCGGCGGCGGACGCGGCGGCCGCGGGCGGCGCCGCCCAGGAGAGCAGCGGUGGCGCCGCCGGGCUGGCCGCGCGCGUCGGGCGGCGGCUCAGCGGCGGCGGCAGGCCCGCGUCGCGCGCCGCCGACAAGGACGCGGGCGAGGCGGCGGCGGCGCCGCGCGCGGCGGCGGGCGACGCGCUGCGCGCCGCGGUGGGCGCCCGCGCUCGCCGCUUCCACGCCCGCUACUUCACAGACGGCAAGGGCCACGCCCUCAGCCCGGCGGCGGCGGCUGCCGAGGCGGCGGAGGCGGCACUGGAGGCGCUGGCGGCUGCCGAGCGGGAGGCGAUGGAGGAGGAGGAGAUGCUGGUGGGGGGCGGCAGCGAGGCGCACGACAGCGAGGAGGAUUACGACGAGGAGAUGGAGGGGGGGGGGUAUGUGGAGGGGGAGGAUGAGGAGUAUGAUGAGGAGGGCCUGGGCCCCACCCUGGAGUUCUACACCCUGCUGUCCCACGAGCUGCAGCGCAAGUCGCUGGGCAUCUGGCGCCACGACGACGCAGCCGCAGCAGCCGCAGCCGCGCCGCCGCCGCAGCCGCCCGCCGCGCUGGCAGAGGGGGCCAAGCCGGCCGCGGACGCCGCCCUGAGCGGGCCUGGCCCUCUGGAGGGGGAGCUGGAUGCGGAGGGCGGGCAGCUGAGCGAGGGGGUGCGGGCUGGGGAGCUGGUGGCGGCGCCGCACGGUCUCUUCCCCGCCCCGCUGCCGCCCGGCAGGCGCGGGGACGACGGCAAGCCCGCGGCCUACUUCCGCCUGCUGGGCCGCGCCGUGGCCAAGGCGCUGCAGGACUGCCGCCUGCUGGACCUGCCGCUGUCGCCGCUGCUGUACCGCCUGGCGCUGCAGCGCCGCGUCGACCUGUACGAUGUUGCCGCCCUGGACCCGGCACUGG
Messenger RNA from Chlorella variabilis, 2305 nucleotides. RefSeq lists its product as hypothetical. The record is from RefSeq and is a predicted model, not a curated record. The annotation marks the transcript as partial. NCBI's taxonomy places the organism in Eukaryota, Viridiplantae, Chlorophyta, Trebouxiophyceae, Chlorellales, Chlorellaceae. Gene Ontology annotation, molecular function: ubiquitin protein ligase activity. The transcript has 14 exons. Gene Ontology annotation, biological process: protein polyubiquitination; proteasome-mediated ubiquitin-dependent protein catabolic process.